Messenger RNA from Lolium perenne, 1162 nucleotides. Its product is annotated as transcription factor MYB44-like. The record is from RefSeq and is a predicted model, not a curated record. Gene Ontology annotation, molecular function: RNA polymerase II cis-regulatory region sequence-specific DNA binding; DNA-binding transcription factor activity, RNA polymerase II-specific. Gene Ontology annotation, cellular component: nucleus. Gene Ontology annotation, biological process: regulation of DNA-templated transcription. NCBI's taxonomy places the organism in Eukaryota, Viridiplantae, Streptophyta, Magnoliopsida, Poales, Poaceae.
GACCACAGAGCGCAGACCAGCUUCAUCCCGUUCCAAUCGCCAGUUCCACGUCGCAGCAUCCCAGCCUGAGAACAUACAUGGGAGCAGCGGGAGCGGACGCCGAGUGCGACCGGAUCAGGGGCCCCUGGAGCCCGGAGGAGGACGAGGCGCUGCGGCGGCUCGUCGACCGCCACGGCGCGCGCAACUGGACGGCGAUCGGGCGCGGGGUGCCCGGCCGGUCGGGCAAGUCGUGCCGCCUCCGGUGGUGCAACCAGCUCUCGCCGCAGGUGGAGCGCCGCCCCUUCACGGCCGACGAGGACGCCGCCAUCGCCGCCGCGCACGCCAGGAUCGGCAACCGCUGGGCCGCCAUCGCGCGCCUCCUCCACGGCCGCACCGACAACGCCGUCAAGAACCACUGGAACUGCUCCCUCAAGCGCAGGCUCGCGGGCGCCGUUGAGCUGGACCGGCCCUGCAAGCGGGCGAGCAUCUCGCCGGAGAGCAGCCCGUCCGGGUCCGGAUCCGGGUCGGACCGAAGCGACCUCAGCCAUGGCGUGUUCCACGGGCAGCAGGUGUACCGCCCCGUGGCGCGUGCCGGCGGGUUCGAGCCGGCGGACUGCGCCAUGAGCCGGCGGCACGAGGUGGCGGAGGACGAAGAACCAGAGGACCCCCUCACGUCGCUCUCCCUCUCCCUCCCCGGCAUGGACGCCGCCGUGCACAGCGGGUUCCGCCACGACUGCUCCCACAGCCACUUCCAUCAACCACCUUCCUCCUCUCCGUCGCCUCCUCCGCCACCAACCGCCGCGCCGGCGACGUCGCCCUACAACUUCAGCCCCGCGUUCGCUGCUGCGAUGCAGGAGAUGAUCCGCGACGAGGUGCGCCGGUACAUGGCCGGCGUAGGGUGCAGCGCGGAGCUGUCGAUGCCACAGGUGGUGGAGGGAGUGAUGCGUGCUGGCGGUGUCGCCAGGAUGCAGUAACCAGCCGCAAUCUGCUCACGCGAGUGGCAUUUUGCUUCAUUCUUUAGGAUCUGAACUGAAAAACAGAGGAAGAACCGGAGAAAGCAAGGCUAAGCCGAGGCUUUGCUUCAGUCUUUGUACAUACAUGAAUGCAAUGCAAUGAGAAGUAACUUGUGUCGAAAUUCCAAGUUCACAUUUCAGUCAUGUCAUGUUUGUUUAUUUUCCUGCAA